This is a messenger RNA of Sesamum indicum (sesame), 1404 nucleotides long. RefSeq names its product RING/U-box superfamily protein (gene AIP2). Gene Ontology annotation, cellular component: cytoplasm. Lineage: Eukaryota; Viridiplantae; Streptophyta; Magnoliopsida; Lamiales; Pedaliaceae. Gene Ontology annotation, molecular function: ubiquitin protein ligase activity. Gene Ontology annotation, biological process: protein ubiquitination. The record is from RefSeq and is a predicted model, not a curated record.
GUAACGCAGGAGGAUUGGAACAUCAAAGUCGACCAAGAUCAACUUGCAGGAAUUUUAUGGUUUCCUCUUCCGCAAGACAAAUCCAUUGAGCGCCCUCUACGUUUAAAUAGAGUCCUUCAUAUCUUACCAGGUGGAGAAGGAAAACCAGAAUUCAGAGUCUUGGUUCUUGUGAUCAAUAGAGGAGAAAUUACCGGAAGAACGGAGGGGAAAGGAGGGAAAGUGAGGAAAGAAGCAGAGGGGGAUGGCGAGUGAGGAAGGAAUACAGCAGACAUUGCAGGAAUUGCAGAAGCAGCUGGCCAAGAAACAGAUGUUUGAGAAAUCUGUUUCCACCAUCAGAUCUCUCCUUCAGCAACACUAUUCUUCUGCUUCACCUUCUCUACGGCAAGCGUUCUACACGGUAGUAUGUCGGGUUGCAACUAUUUUGAAGACAAGAUAUACUUCACCAGGAUUUUGGAAUGCCGGGCUUAACCUUUUCCAAGAAGCUGAACAGCUCGUCUCGGAUGCUUCUGAGAGAAAGCACUUGCAGAGUUGCAUUGCUCAGGCACGGGAUCAGUUGGGUGAAGUCGAAAACCAGUCUGAGGAUUUGAGAUCUACAGAGAAUAGAACUAAUAGAGGUUACUUAUUUGAAGGGCAUCUCACUGUUGAUCCUGAGCCUCCACAGCCCGAUUGGUUAGUACAAGCAAACUUGCUCACAGCUGCCGCUACCUUGCUCCAGGGCGAAUCUUCUGGAGAACAAGUGGAGGAUACUAACUCUGUAGAAGGUGCUGUAAACCUACUCCAGGAUCUGGUUGAUAGACUGGAUAACAUUGUGCCUGAGAUUCUAGAUGUUGAUUCUGGAGUUCCAAGAGCACCACCUGCCAGUAAGGAAGUUGUGGCAAAGCUUCCAGUUACUACCGUUACAGAAGAAGUCUUGGUGAAGCUAGGCAAAGAUGCCGUGUGCUCCAUUUGCCAGGAGAAUUUGGUCGUAGAUGACAAGAUGCAAGAAUUACCUUGCAAGCAUAUGUUUCAUCCCCCCUGCCUCAAACCAUGGCUGGAUCAACAUAAUUCUUGUCCAAUCUGCCGGCACGAACUGAAAACCGAUGAUCAUGCUUAUGAGAGUUGGAAGGAAAGGGAGAAAGAAGCUGAGGAAGAGAGGAAAGGAGCCGCAAAUGCCGUUCGUGGGGGUGAAUAUAUGUAUGUCUAGAUGUAGUCAACGAUGGAUUAUGCUGGCUCAUGUUCAUUUACAUUUCGCUCUAUUUCCCAACAUUUUUUGUAUUUCUUCUCGAUUUCAGUUUAUAUCUAUUCAUAGGAAAAUUCUUACCCAAAUUUGGUUUUGGUCGAAUUAAGCCGAUCACAGCAAGUGUGAUACACUUGACAUAUGACUGGUCACAUUCCUAAAUUAUACACCAAUUGUGAUACACUUGA